Molecule: messenger RNA, 1665 nt
Organism: Aureobasidium musti
Lineage: Eukaryota; Fungi; Ascomycota; Dothideomycetes; Dothideales; Saccotheciaceae
Source: the annotation of a GenBank genome assembly
AUGCUCAGCAGCGGCAUUGCCAGGUCAUUGAGGGCUUCUGCCCGUCGCCCUGCUACUCUGCAGCGCGCCUUCCAGCCCAUCAAGCCUUCGUUCGCUCCCGCCUUGAGCCAGCGCUUCGCCAGCACUCAGUCCAACACCGAUGGCAGAAUUCACCAGGUCAUUGGUGCCGUCGUCGACGGUAUGAGAAAACCUUUUCCCCACGACGCCGAGCACAAGCGCCACUGCCGCCGCGCCCAUUGUCGCCGACCGCACUUCGACGGUGAGCAGCUGCCUGCCAUUCUCAACGCCGUCACCACCGAGAACGGUGGCCAGAAGCUCGUCCUCGAGGUCGCCAACGUCGUCCGCUGCAUUGCCAUGGACGGUACCGAGGGUCUCGUCCGUGGCCGCAAGGUCGUCGACACUGGUGCCCCCAUCAAGAUUCCCGUCGGUCCCGGCUGUCUCGGUCGCAUCAUGAACGUCACUGGUGACCCCAUUGACGAGCGUGGUCCCAUCAAGGCCAACAAGCUCGCCCCCAUCCACGCCGAGGCCCCCGAGUUCGUUGACCAGUCCACCUCUGCCGAGAUUCUUGUCACUGGUAUCAAGGUCGUCGACCUUCUCGCCCCCUACGCCCGUGGUGGUAAGAUUGGUCUUUUCGGUGGUGCCGGUGUCGGCAAGACUGUCUUCAUUCAGGAGCUCAUUAACAACAUCGCCAAGGCUCACGGUGGUUACUCCGUCUUCACUGGUGUCGGUGAGCGUACUCGUGAGGGUAACGACUUGUACCACGAAAUGCAGGAGACUGGUGUCAUUCAGCUCGACGGCGAGUCCAAGGUCGCUCUCGUCUUCGGUCAGAUGAACGAGCCCCCAGGUGCCCGUGCCCGUGUCGCCCUUACUGGUCUUACCAUCGCCGAGUACUUCCGUGACGAGGAGGGUCAGGAUGGUGAGUUUGCCUGGAUUAUCUGCUUUAAUUCGAGCGUGGCUAACUUGCUCUCCNNAGUGCUUCUCUUCAUUGACAACAUUUUCCGUUUCACCCAGGCCGGUUCCGAGGUGUCUGCCCUUCUUGGUCGUAUUCCCUCUGCCGUCGGUUACCAGCCCACCCUCGCCGUCGACAUGGGUGGUAUGCAAGAGCGUAUUACCACCACCCAGAAGGGUUCCAUUACCUCGGUCCAGGCUGUCUACGUCCCCGCUGAUGACUUGACUGACCCUGCCCCCGCCACCACCUUCGCCCAUUUGGACGCCACCACUGUCUUGUCCCGUGGUAUCUCUGAGUUGGGUAUCUACCCCGCUGUUGACCCUCUGGAUUCCAAGUCUCGUAUGCUCGACCCCCGUAUCGUCGGUCAGGAUCACUACGACACCGCCUCCAAGGUCCAGCAGAUGCUCCAGGAGUACAAGUCGCUCCAGGACAUCAUCGCCAUUCUUGGUAUGGACGAGUUGUCUGAGGCUGACAAGCUUACCGUCGAGCGUGCCCGUAAGCUCCAGCGUUUCCUGUCGCAACCCUUCACCGUUGCCCAGGUCUUCACUGGUAUCGAGGGUACCCUCGUCGACCUUAAGGACACCAUCAAGUCCUUCAAGGCCAUCAUGAACGGCGAGGCCGAUGACCUCCCCGAAGGUGCUUUCUACAUGGUCGGUAACCUCGACAGUGCCCGUGCAAAGGGUGAGAAAAUUCUCGCUGAAUUGGAGGGCAAAUAG